This is a messenger RNA of Salarias fasciatus (jewelled blenny), 3330 nucleotides long. RefSeq names its product family with sequence similarity 193 member B (gene fam193b). The transcript is spliced from 10 exons. The coding region runs from base 131 to 3079 and encodes 982 amino acids. The record is from RefSeq and is a predicted model, not a curated record. NCBI's taxonomy places the organism in Eukaryota, Metazoa, Chordata, Actinopteri, Blenniiformes, Blenniidae. Gene Ontology annotation, cellular component: nucleus; cytoplasm.
CCAUAUUGACUGUUGUCUUGACUGGAGGAGGUAGAGAACAUUUUGAGGUCUGAGAAGAAACGAAAGUGUGCUCUUAAAAUCCUCGAAACUGGUGCAAACUUGGCCAAAGCGUUUUAUAAACACCACUGUAAUGGCGAGGAAGAAAAGCAAGCAGCAGGGGGUCGCCCAGAAGGAGAUUGUGCCUGGACAGCAGACCGUACCGAAGAGCCCUGUCUCUCCCGGCGAUGCAGCUGGCGGUGGCGGCGGAGAUGCUGGGCUGGAUAGGCUGGCUACUACCAGGGCAAACCAGCCGAUGCACACGUGCUGCCUCCUGUGCCAUCGUGAGUUCAAGGACUGGGGCGCAGGCUCUGUGAACGGACUUCCUGGGGGCCACGGAACCAAGCUGGCCGACGCGGUGCCGGCGCUCUCCCAGGCCUUAUUGCGGGAGGCGCCGGGCCGCAAGCUUGCUGAUGCGGUGCCCUCGCUGUCCCAGUCCCUGCUGGGAGAGGUGCCUCUGUGGAUCUGUGAGAGCUGCUGCAAAAGUGUGGAAGAAGAGGAGAGGCGGAGCACGCAGGAGCAGCCGACGCCGGUACCAUUGUCACACUCUUCCUCUUGUAAGUCCCAGAGCUGUGGGAAUGGUUACCCCGAGCAAAGUACUGUCGAUUGGGACCCGAGCUCCUUCCUGUCAGCCCACAAACUGUCAGGUCUCUGGAACUCUGCCCACACCAACGGAGGGGAGCACUGCAACCACAACACUUCUUCACACUCACAACAAGGUCUAACAGCAGGGUCCGCCUGUCAUGAGAAGAGAGGUCUCCACGAAGCACCGGGGAAAUCCAUGAAAACGUCGGGCGCCAAGGUGUGUCCCUACAGCCACCCGUCUACCCAGAAUUCCAGUGGAUCUUCUGCUGGGAACCCCCUGUCUACCUCAGCAGACCUCUGUAAGACCACUCCCAAGCACUUCAAGACCAUGUGCCGUCGACCAACGCCACCAGGUGAAGCCUUCCACCCCACUGACCACCAUCCUCAAACAGACUUGUCGGUACCCCCCAACAGUCCCACUGGCCUGUCUUCCCAGCAUUCCUCCCUCGUUCCCCCUAAGCUGAACUCUGGGCAACACGGCCACGUAACCUCGUCGUCGUGUGGCAGCGGCGUGGCGGCCCACGCUCCCUUCUCCCCUCUAGUACCAGGCCUCCACGGUCCCACCACCAAACUCAACUCUCCGAGUCCGGACAGCCCCACGUCGGUCCACAAGCCCAGCCCGUGCAAAAACUCCCACAUUCCUGCCGUCAACACGCAACACAGCAAACUAGGCACAUCUGUGGUGGGCUGUAACCACGCCUGCAACGGACACAAUCCGGGAACAGUGGCCGCCUCCAAUGUAGGCCAUCUAACAGCUGGGGCCUGCAGAGAUCAAGCGUGUAAGUCGCACAAAGUGGCAAAUGGGACGCUGUGCCACCCUUCGUCUGAGCUGGAGGAGGGCGAGGAUGAAGACAGCAGCUCUGAAAGGAGCUCCUGCGCCUCCUCCUCCACCAACCAGAAGGACGGGAAGUACUGCGACUGCUGCUACUGCGAGUUCUUCGGACACAAUGCGCCUCCAGCUGCACCGACGAGCCGAAACUACGCCGAGAUCCGGGAGAAGCUGCGCUCACGGCUGACCCGACGUAAAGAGGAGCUUCCUCAGCGACAAGACUCCGAACUGGCCGUGGCGGGCGCCAUCGACAACCGCGACGUGGACGAGCUGCUAGACUUCAUCAACAGUUCUGAGCCCAAACCUGUCAACAGUGCCAAGGCAGCCAAACGAGCCCGGCACAAACAGAAGAAGAAGGAGAAAGCUCAGCAGGGCAACGUGGGUGCUGCCGGCAGCGACCCUCACUCCAACCCGUCUGAGCCGGCGGACGAGCCUCUCCCCGACGGCUCGGAAGCCAGUCGAUUGUUGGACUGGCCGCAACUGGAACUGGAACGCGUUAACAGUUUCCUCACGAGUCGGCUAGAAGAGAUUAAGAACACCAUCAAAGACUCUAUCCGGGCCUCCUUUAGCAUGUACGACCUCAAUCUGGAUGUCAAUGACUUCCCAAAGAAGGCGGCGACGUUGGAGGGAAACCAUUUACUUUCCCACCUCAAUGGUUCAUCUGACUUGCAGCAGAUAGAUUUGGACCUCUCCCCUCUUUCACUGGGAACCUUUAAGAGCCACCUGGACCUGGUAAACGGGUGGGAGGACACGACCGCGGUCUCGUCCCCGAAUGCUGCCACCACUGCAUCCGGGGUCGGCGCACCCUCGAAGGACAUCCAGCGGUUGCACACCGCGCCCAGCCUCUCAAAGCUCAUAGGGAUCCGCUCCCCCGAAAGAUGCACUUCUGCCGUAUCCGACGCUUUGCCACAGGUACCGGCCCAAGCCACGGCUAAAUCAAAGGAGGACCUGCCCGAUCCCAAAAACACGGCGGCUGGAAACGGCGGUGCAAAAUCCAAGAAGAAUAAAAAACAGCAGCAGCAGCAGCCGCAGCCGCCAAGGCAGGAGCCAUCUGUGUUGGAGCAAAAUUCCAGCAAACCAACCAAAGCUGCCUUGGGGAAUGAAGCACAGAAAAACAAUGAGGCUAAAGAAGUGGCAUCCAACGGCUCCAAGUCUGGGAACAAAACGCCUCAGCAGUCUGCAGACAACCAGAAAAACGGCCCCAAGAAAUUGGAGGAGGGUAAAUCAUGCAAGCACGCCACAAACGGAGCCAGCAGCGGCCCUCUGAGUGCACAGAGGCCGAAAGGCGAUUCGGAGGCACGAGGAGCUCGAACGGAGCAGGAACCGGAGAGCAAAGUGCACGCUGCUGCUGCUCCGGCAAACGGACAACAGCAGCCGCAGCAACAGCAGCAGCAGCAAUCCAAGGGCAAGAACAAGAAGAACAAGAACAAGGGGGAAAAAUCCAGCACUGCUAUUGAUGAUGUAUUCCUCCCUAAAGAUGUGGACCCAACAGAAAUGGAUGAGAUUGAUCGCGAAGUAGAGUACUUCAAACGGUUUUGCCUGGAUUCUGCAAAGCAAACUCGCCAGAAGGUAGCGGUGAAUUGGUCCAACUUCAGCCUCAAAAAGGUUCCUUCCAAUGCAGCUCAAUAACUUGGAUGAGUGCCAGAGAAAGUCUAACUCCACACCACAAACUCUUUCAGUAGAGCCCUGCUUGGCCUGCGGCCUCGCUCAUUCCCUGUUUUUAUUUUAUUCCUUCCGAAACCAAGGGACCCUGGUUCAGAUUCCUCCUCUCCAUUCAGACGACUGAAACACAACUUGUGGCUAACAAGCCAGGGAUCAUUCUGAAGGCCAACUCUACUGCUCUUAUCGCAAAUGUUCACUAAAUGAGAUGCAAAAAAAAA